CAACUAGUCUCUGCCCUUCUCGUCUGAUAGGAUGGCUUCUGACUCUUCCCCCUCCUGCUGCUCUUCUGCGUCGAGGGCCGGGGCUUCUGAUGGCGCGAUUGCUUCAACCGGUCCCGUGGACGCCACGUGUCUCCCCAGCGCCUGUGCCACCUCCAGAUGCCACACUCCCACCUUCCUCCCCAGGUCCUGUGCAUCAGCUGGUUGCCUCACGCCACGCUGCUUGGCCGGGAGCUGCCACGCUCCGUGCCUGGUGGGGAACUGUGUCUGGGGUGAGGAUGGCGUGUUCAACAGCAACGAGAAGGAGACGAUGCGGUUCCUGAACGACAGACUCGCCAACUAUCUGGAGAAGGUGCGCGGGCUGGAGGAGCUGAAUGCGGAGUUGGAAUGCAGGAUCCGGGAACAGAGUGAAGAGGACGCCCCGUCGGUGUGCCCUGAUUACCAGAGUUACUUCGACACCAUUGAAGAGCUCCAACAAAAGAUCUUGUGUACGAAGGCAGAGAACUCAAGACUUGCUGUACAGCUGGACAACUGCAAACUGGCUGCCGAUGACUUUAGGUCAAAGUACGAUGCUGAGCUGUCUCUCCGCCAGCUGGUGGAGAUGGACAUUAGCGGCCUGCGUGGGAUCCUGGGGGAGCUGAGCCUGUGCCAGUCCGACCUGGAAGCUCACGUGGAGUCUCUGAAGGACGAUCUCCUUUGCCUUAAGAAAAACCACGAAGAGGAGGUUAACGUGCUUCGUGAACAGCUGGGGGACCGACUCAGUGUGGAGCUAAACAGUGCCCCCACCGUGGACCUCAACAAGGUCCUGGAUGAGAUGCGUGGUCAGUAUGAAACCGUGCUCGCCAACAACCACAGAGACAUGGAAGAAUGGUUCGCCGUUCAGACGGAGGAGCUGAACCAGCAGCAGCUGUCCAGUGCAGAGCAGCUGCAGGGCUGCCAGAUGGAGAUGCUGGAACUGAAACGCACAGCCACUGCUCUGGAGAUUGAGCUUCAAGCACAGCAAAGCCUGACGGAAUCUCUGGAAUGCACGGUGGCAGAAACCGAGGCCCAGUACAGCUCGCAGCUGGCCCAGAUGCAGCGCCUCAUCGACAGCGUGGAGACCCAGCUGGCUGAGAUCCGCUGCGACCUGGAGCGUCAGAACCAGGAGUACGAGGUGCUGCUGGACACGAAGGCCCGGCUGGAGUGUGAGAUCACCACGUACCGGGGGCUCCUGGAGAGCGAGGACCGCAGGACCUUUGCCUGUGUUCGGCUACGGGACAAAGGGGAAGGGAGGUUGUUAAUCAGCUGA
Messenger RNA from Phacochoerus africanus (Common warthog), 1285 nucleotides. RefSeq names its product keratin 40 (gene KRT40). Gene Ontology annotation, molecular function: structural molecule activity. The transcript has 7 exons. The record is from RefSeq and is a predicted model, not a curated record. Lineage: Eukaryota; Metazoa; Chordata; Mammalia; Artiodactyla; Suidae. The coding region runs from base 32 to 1285 and encodes 417 amino acids.